GGUAUAAAAUACCCCUCACACCCACCACCCAAGGCACCAUUGUCGCACGCAGCAGCUCGAUAGCCAAGUGCAGUGUAUACUUGUGCGGUAGGCGGCGAGCGAGAGAGCCUAGACGCUCGACGGAAGAGAGGCGGAGCUUGGAGGUGGUUCAUAGCACGGUGCUCCCCUCCCUUGCUCUGCGUUUUCGUUGUGGUGAAGAUGGCGAUAUCGAUGGAGCGCAGGAAGAUGAAGCCCGUCCUUGCUCUCGUGCUGCUGCUGUCGUGCCAUCUUCUUCUUCCGCUGGUCUCCUCCGUGCCUGUGUCGAGAAGCGUGGCCUUGGGAAAUCAUCUAGCCUCAGCUUCUAGUCUAACUCUGGAGGCGGCGCCUGUUCAGGGCGUGGUGACCGCGGCCGCUGAGGAGCGAAGCGUCGUCGGCGAAGUGGUGGCGCGGAUGGACAUCGAGGUCAACGACUACCCUGGAUCCAGCGCCAACGGCCGCCAUGAGCCGCCCAGGAGCCCCGGGCGGGGGUGAAGUCGAUCCGCAGAACCUCCGUGUAUAGGGAGAUUAGUAAUGGCUCUUCUCUAGUCUAGAUAGCGCUUGAAGUCCGGAAGAUACUUGUUGGUGGCGAGUCCAACGGGUUAAACAUGUUUCUGCUAGCUCUCAAGAGCAAGGAAAGAAGCAUUCUAAGCACUUUUCGAUAGUGUCAAAAAUGGUCUUACAUUUUGGGACGUAGGGAGUAUAUUAUAUGCGUGUACCCAUAUGUUCAUGUUUUUCAUUCUUUUGAUAGAGUAUGGACAUCUGUGUAUGUCAAUUUGUACUCAAUGACACCAAAUGAACAAGACCGAGCGGGGAGAAUUCUAUC
This is a messenger RNA of Triticum aestivum (bread wheat), 841 nucleotides long. RefSeq lists its product as uncharacterized. Lineage: Eukaryota; Viridiplantae; Streptophyta; Magnoliopsida; Poales; Poaceae. Bases 199 to 510 code for a protein of 103 amino acids. The transcript is spliced from 3 exons. The record is from RefSeq and is a predicted model, not a curated record.